This is a messenger RNA of Pteronotus mesoamericanus, 2048 nucleotides long. It is a transcript of the gene PPP1R14C, whose product is annotated as protein phosphatase 1 regulatory inhibitor subunit 14C. Gene Ontology annotation, biological process: regulation of phosphorylation. The record is from RefSeq and is a predicted model, not a curated record. Gene Ontology annotation, molecular function: protein serine/threonine phosphatase inhibitor activity. NCBI's taxonomy places the organism in Eukaryota, Metazoa, Chordata, Mammalia, Chiroptera, Mormoopidae. Gene Ontology annotation, cellular component: cytoplasm. The transcript has 4 exons. The coding region runs from base 3 to 509 and encodes 168 amino acids.
ACAUGUCGGUGGCGACGGGCAGCAGCGAGGCGGCCGGCGGGGCUGGCGGCGGCGGCGGCGGCGGGGGCGCGCGGGUUUUCUUCCAGAGCCCCCGGGGCGGCGCCGGUGGCAGCCCCGGCGCGAACAGCGGCUCGGGCUCCUCUCGGGAGGACUCGGCGCCCGUGGCCACCGCGGCCGCUGCCGGGCAGGUUCAGCAGCAGCAGCGUCGCCACCAGCAAGGAAAAGUGACAGUGAAAUACGAUCGCAAGGAGCUUCGGAAGCGGCUUGUGCUGGAGGAGUGGAUCGUGGAGCAGCUGGGACAGCUGUACGGCUGCGAGGAAGAAGAAAUGCCAGAUGUAGAAAUUGACAUCGAUGAUCUUCUUGAUGCAGACAGUGAAGAGGAGAGAGCUUUAAAGUUACGGGAAGCGCUCGUAGACUGCUACAAGCCAACAGAGGAAUUUAUCAAGGAGCUGCUCUCUCGGAUAAGAGGCAUGAGGAAACUGAGUCCCCCACAGAAGAAGUCUGUUUAAUUCUGGCACAGGGUGGAUCUUGCCUGGAGACCAAGGCAGGGUCCUGGGAUUUGAACUUCAAGAGGACUUUUGUUAAAGCAAAAUUGUCCUUAUGAGAAACUUUUAUUUUGCGGGGGGAGGGAUGCAUAUCUAUUAGACACUUAUUCAAGAGCGUUCCUUUUUUGUUUUUAAAGGUUUUAUCAGCAUACUAUUUUAUUAGUAAAGAUAUCACGACUCUGGUUUCAGCCCAAUGAGGGAUUAUCAAACCAGGCAGGCAUCCAAGAAUGGACUGGGCCAGGCAGUAUUUUCUUCGAGAAAUCUGAUGUUUAGGACCUAACUAUACAGGGAUGAUGGUUUUUUUUUUUUUUUACAACUAGUUUCAUAAUCCUUUUAUCUUAAGUUGUACAUUUGACUCAGAUGUCAAAUUUCUCAUACUUGUAUAUAUAUUAAUAUAUAUCUACACACAACAGAGUCCCAAUGUAGAUGUGAGUUUUAUUUCACAUUGAUGAAAUAACCUUGUGGUUGUCCUUUAACUAGAGGUCACAGCACAUGUAUUUUCAAGAGGCCACUAGAUAGUCUUCAUGUGAGUGCUGUUGACCUCCAACAUCCACUUUAUGCACCAAAGUGAAAGAAUUCAGCGUAUCCGUUAUUUGAAUGAAUUACACUACAGAAAUGUUGAGUUGGUCAAGGGCUUAAUUUAUGGACUUUAUAUUAUUUUAUUAAUUGGGAUGCUUUGCCAGGUCUUGUGCUUAUUGCCUCGUUUGUGGUAUUUUCAAGUUUUACGAACCCUUCACUUGAAGAACGACUGGGAUUUCUAGAGAAGGGCCCAUGCCAUCUGAGCAGUGUUUUGCAGAGGAAAAUGGAAGCGCUGUGUAGCAACUCAUUCUCUGCUUUCAACAAAGUACUGUGUAUUGAUCUCUCUCCAUGAAAGCAGGUCCUAAGGAAGUCAGCAGAUUAUGCAUCUUCCUUCUUAGAGGUAGGUUCUGGUCACUUCUGUGCCUGGGCAGCACCUGACCCGAGGAGGUGAACCGAGUGGAGAGCAGGUGGAGAGGUGGGAAAGCUUCACCUUCUCUCAGGAGAGUUGAUAGCGGUGCGCAUGCUGGUUGGGAAACGUGGUGGAGGUUGCAUUUCCGGUUUCCCUCAGCAGCAUAUGGUGAGGACUGGCUCCUGGCCCUAAUUUUGCACCUCGAGCCUCUUGCUUGGAGCUAGCCUGGGGUGCCUGCCCUACCCCUCUCAGUCAUACACCAGCUCCUUGAGGGAGGCUCAACCUUCAGACGGACGUGGGUGGGGUGAAAGGUCAGAGCAGAAACUCUUCCUUCCCUCCAGGAGGCCCUGCUGCCUCCCCACGGAAACCCCUCCUGCAGUGAGACGUGUCUAGGAGGCCCUGUGAGAGCACAAGGGUCAGGCAUUGUCUAUCAAGGGUGCUCUGAACAUAUUUUAUUUUUUAAAAGAACUAUGUUUGUGGAUUUUAUGUAUACUGGCAAGCUUUUGAAAAUGUAUUUAAUUUUGUAAUGUUUACCAAUGAUUUCUCUACAAGCUAUUUACUCAAAUAAAUGGAGC